This is a messenger RNA of Mesorhabditis spiculigera, 813 nucleotides long. Lineage: Eukaryota; Metazoa; Nematoda; Chromadorea; Rhabditida; Rhabditidae. The record is from the annotation of a GenBank genome assembly.
AUGUCUCAACCAACGGGCUAUGAGCUACGCGAGUUUCCCGUGACCGGUCCACCACCGUAUCCGCAUCCGCCACAGGCGCCAGGCGGGUAUCCCCAGCUGCAACCUGGGCAAAACCCGGAGUAUCCAGCCCAUCAACAAUCGACUCCAUAUGCAAAUCCGGCGCAAAAUUCUGGUGAAUUUCCAUUCUACCAGCCUAUCUAUCCAGCCGGAAAUCACAAUCAAAACGAGCUGCGCCUUCGCAUCGAUCCGAUGCCUGCCGAGCCGCCCUAUAACCUCUAUGGCCCAAACCCAGGCAAUUCACCCGCGCAACCCCCUGCCGUCGCCUACGAAAAUCCAGCCCAAGAAGAUGAAGAAGAGGAUUCAGGUUUUGAGGCUGGCUACGCGCACGCCAUGUCUCAACUGGAAGUAGUGCCACGUCUACGGACCUGCCCUCGUUAUUUGCUGUGGACGGCCCUCAUUGCAUACGGCAUCUUCGGCUUCAUCGACAUCUUCGUGGGGUACUUCGCGGCUGACGAGCAGGUGAAAAACCUGAUGUCUGCGCGUUACACUUCCGGCAAAAACGAAGACUGGACCGCAAAGUACGAUCGUCUCUCCCAAACGGUCCCCGUCGUCCUUUCAAUCGGCCUCUGGCUCAUGUCCCUCUGCGGGUUGUUUCGCAGACAGGUCGCCGUACUGUACCCGUACAUGGGCGCUCAGAUGCUGCGUAUCCUUGUGAUAUUAAAGCCCCCUGCGGAUGCAGCUUGGGCACAUCGUACUGGACCUCCCGCUCUCCUCAGCGCCGUUGCCACGAUUAUUACUCUUAUGAAUUGUGCA